AUGAAGCUGUACUUGAACGCUGUGUGGUGUGGAUUGCUGUUGCUGCCAUUCUGCUGUUGCGUGGUCAGCGCUGCACCACGUGAUGAUCCCUCGGAACUGUUUCCCCUUUCGCUGAUCCACGUUAACGACAUCCAUGCGCACUGGGAGGAGAUCGACGUGGCGAGUGUGACUUGCUCGACGGAGCAACAGCAGCAGUCCGACGUUUGCCUUGGAGGGUAUGCCCGAACGGUGACGAUCGUGAAGCGCCUGCGGCAGGAGCGUCCGAAUCCCGUGUACCUCAACAUUGGCGACAACUUCCAGGGAACGCUCUGGUACAAUCUGCACCGUUGGAAUGCCACCGCCUACUUCCUGAACCUUCUACCGGCCGAUGCUGUGACCGUCGGUAAUCAUGAGUUCGAUGAUGGGAUUGCCGGUGUCGUACCGUUCCUGGAGGCACUCCAAUCACCGGUACUGCUGGUAAACGUGGACAACUCAAAAGAACCAACGUUCAACAAGUUCCAACGCUCGAUGGUACUGGAGCGCGAGGGACGGCGGAUCGGUUUGAUCGGUGUGCUGUUGCGUGCCACCGAAAACAUGGCCGAUACCGGUGCGCUGGUGCUGCAGGAUGAGGUAGAAACGGUACGCACCGAAGCGGACCGCCUGGCGGCGCAAGGCGUUGACAUUGUGAUCGUACUUUCGCACUGUGGUCUCGAUCUGGAUCACAUUCUGGCGGCAAAUGCUGGUCCGAAUGUGGACAUUAUCGUUGGUGGACAUUCGCACAGCUUCCUGUACACCGGGGACAAUCCGUCGAUCCCGAUGACACCGGCAGCCGAAUAUCCGGCCGUAGUAACGCAGGACGAUGGCCAUCGGCUGCUGAUCGUGCAGGCCUCCGCGUACACCAAGCUCGUCGGGGACAUUGUGCUGUACUUUGACGACCACGGUAUUAUCCAGCGCUGGGAGGGAAAUCCGAUUUAUCUGGAGAACGAGAUUGUCCCCGAUGCGGAUAUUCUGGCGGCCAUUGCACCGUGGAAAGCGUCGGUCGAUGAGAUCGGUGAGCGUGUGAUCGGAUCGACGGCAGUCGAACUGGCCAAACCACCGUGUAACUUUGGGGAGUGCGUACUUGGUAAUGUGAUUGCGGAUUCGAUGGUCGCAGCGUUCGAACCCCUGGCACCGGCUGGACAGUGGACGUACGCUUCGAUAGCGGCCGUUGCCGUUGGUCGUAUUCGCCAGACGUUGGCCCCGGGAGACAUUACCUUCAAGCAUCUGAUCGAGAUGAUGCCGUUCGAGAAUGAGCUCGUCUGUCUCGAUUUGCGCGGUGAUCAGCUGAUCGGUUUGCUGGAGCACGGUGCCGAGCUGAGCUGGGAUGAGGAUCGCUUUAACGCGAAAAAUCUGAUGCACGUUUCCGGGCUGCGUGUCGUCUACAACGUCACGAAUCCCAUCGGUUACCGGGUCCUUUCGGUGGAGGCCCUUUGUCACGAGUGCGCCGAACCACGGUACGCACCGGUCGAUCCGUUUGCCGUGUAUCGUGUCAUUACCGUGUCCUACCUGGCGGAUGGUGGCGAUGGGUUCGAGAUCUUCCCACGGUACGGCCAAAACCGGGUCGUUGCACCGAUCGGUGAUGCGGAGGCGUUCGAACGUUACGUACAUUCGCGAUCGCCCGUUGCGCCCCAGCUGGAGGCCCGCAUGCAGAUUGUUACGUGAGAGGCGUCGUU
This is a messenger RNA of Anopheles darlingi, 1691 nucleotides long. Its product is annotated as apyrase-like. Gene Ontology annotation, molecular function: 5'-nucleotidase activity. NCBI's taxonomy places the organism in Eukaryota, Metazoa, Arthropoda, Insecta, Diptera, Culicidae. Gene Ontology annotation, biological process: AMP catabolic process. Gene Ontology annotation, cellular component: plasma membrane. The record is from RefSeq and is a predicted model, not a curated record. The transcript has 3 exons. The coding region runs from base 1 to 1680 and encodes 559 amino acids.